Molecule: messenger RNA, 1235 nt
Organism: Bactrocera neohumeralis
Lineage: Eukaryota; Metazoa; Arthropoda; Insecta; Diptera; Tephritidae
Gene: Tm2
Product: tropomyosin-2
Exons: 5
Coding region: 151-1005 (284 amino acids)
Biological process (GO): actin filament organization; muscle contraction
Cellular component (GO): actin filament
Molecular function (GO): actin filament binding
Source: RefSeq, a predicted model, not a curated record
UAAACGUUUGGGGGCUUUCUGCUUUGGGAAAGUUCGUCUUGCAUCAGUGUUCUCGGGGUUUUGACAGCGUAUAGUGUGUUUGGAACGCUAAGUGUUAUUCUUCAUUUAUUUUUUCCCUCCUCUUAAGUAAAACAAAAAAACACAGUCACCAUGGACGCCAUCAAGAAGAAGAUGCAGGCGAUGAAGCUUGAGAAGGAUAACGCCAUUGAUAAGGCCGAUACCUGUGAAUCUCAAGCUAAGGAUGCCAAUGCCCGCGCCGACAAAUUGCAAGAAGAAUUGCGCGAUUUGGAGAAGAAAUUGGUACAAGUUGAUGUUGAUUUGGUAACAUCCAAGGAACAAUUGGACAAGGCCAACCGCGAAUUGGAAGAGAAGGAGAAACAAUUGACCACCACCGAAUCUGAGGUAGCCACUUUGAAUCGUAAAGUGCAACAGAUUGAAGAAGAUUUGGAAAAAUCUGAAGAACGCUCCACCAGCGCCCAACAAAAAUUGCUGGAAGCCACACAAGCCGCUGACGAGAACAACCGUAUGUGCAAAGUAUUGGAGAACCGUUCACAGCAGGAUGAGGAACGUAUGGAUCAAUUGACCAACCAAUUGAAGGAAGCCCGUAUGUUGGCUGAAGAUGCUGAUACCAAAUCCGAUGAAGUAUCACGUAAGCUGGCCUUCGUUGAAGACGAGCUGGAAGUGGCUGAAGAUCGUGUCAGGUCCGGUGAAGCCAAGAUCAUGGAACUUGAGGAAGAAUUGAAGGUCGUCGGUAACUCGUUGAAAUCCUUGGAAGUGUCCGAGGAGAAGGCCAACCAACGCGUUGAGGAGUUCAAACGCGAGAUGAAGACUCUGUCUGUGAAAUUGAAGGAAGCCGAACAGCGCGCCGAACAUGCUGAGAAGCAAGUGAAGCGUCUGCAGAAGGAGGUCGACAGGCUAGAAGACGAAUUGGGCGUCAACAAGGACAGAUACAAGUCGCUCGCCGACGAGAUGGACUCCACAUUCGCCGAAUUGGCUGGUUAUUAAAGUGUCCAUUAAGUGAAGACGACAAUGCUUUUCUAAGGAAAAAGUUCGCUUGUAGGGUUUUCGCUUUUGGAGUCAAACAUCCAUGUGCAACAACAAUCACAACAACAAAUUGUAACCUGUAAAUUUAAUAUAAUUGUAUAAAUGUUAAAAACACCAACAACAUAAUGAAGAAAAACUAAAAUUUAUAAAAAAAUUAUUAACGACAACAACAGCAACAACAACACCUUUAA